Python bivittatus (Burmese python) is the source of this 1311-nucleotide messenger RNA. The record is from RefSeq and is a predicted model, not a curated record. NCBI's taxonomy places the organism in Eukaryota, Metazoa, Chordata, Lepidosauria, Squamata, Pythonidae.
AUGGCUGCCAUUUUGCCUUCUCUACAGCUUCACCAAAACCAGUAUCUCAAGCAUCUUCUCACUGAGCAGUAUGGCCCCGUCUUUACUGUGUGGAUGGGACCAAAACCUAUGGUUGUGUUCUGUGGCUAUGAGGUGGUGAAAGAUGCUCUGGUGGAUCACGCGGAAGAGUUUGGAGGGCAUCCUGACGUCCCCUUUGAUGAGAGAGUAACAGAGGGGCAAGAAAUUCUUAUCAAGAAUGAGGCCAAAUGGAGGGAGCUGCGCCGGUUCACCCUUUCUACCCUGAGGAACUUCGGGAUGGGAAAGACAGCCCUGUCUGAGACGGUGCAGGAGGAAGCUCUCUGCUUGGCAGAGGAAAUAAUAUUGAAUUUCACACUGUCUACAAUGGCUUCAAGAGGGAAGAAGGAUAAGGAAAAGAAAAGAGAAUCAACGAGAACUUCUAUAGAGCCUGUUGAGGGGGGUGCAGACAUGAAAAAAGUAUUAGAUGUAAUUGCUGCAUUAAGCCACCAGAUGGACCAAAGAGACAUAAAAAUGAAUGAAAAAAUAGAUAACUUAAAGAAGGAAUUGACUCAAGAAUUUAGAAAUGAGGUCCAGAAAGUGAAGGAUGUGAUUGAUAAUUUGUCAAUUGACCUAAAGUAUACUCAAGGACAGAUACAGUUGUUAGAAAUUAAGUUAGAAGCAGCCAUUAAAGAUAUUGAUCGAAAUUUGGAUGCUAUUGCAUUAGCAGAAAUGAGGGAGAAAGAAUUUAUAUUGAGGUUGAGGUCAGUAAUGGAAAAUCCCUGGGGAAGAUAUAUAAUAGAAUACCUCCCAGGACCACAUAAAACAGCUUUUGCUGAAUCAGAAAAAUUAUGCCCUUUCAUCAAGAAGAUGGUGAAGUCCCAUCAGCAGACACUGGAUCCUCAGGACCCCUGUGACUUUCUGGACUGCUUCUCAUCAAGUGAGAGAAGGAAAAGUACUAAACAGGCUCCUGAAAUGCAAGAUUGGGUGAGGAUGCCCUUUACCUAUGCAGGAAUCCAUGAGAUUCUACGGUAUGAGAAACUGAGCCCCGAGAACUUUCCACGUACAACAACUCAUUGUACAAAAAUUAAGGAGCACAACAUUCCCCAGGCUCCAACCGCAGAAUGCAAGUUCAUUGUGCUCUCUUGGGUUAUAGAGGUUUCCAGCGAUGGGUCAACUCUGUCUUCUUUCUCUCUUCUAGGGAAACGGGCUUGCCCAGGGGAACCCCUAGCUCGGGCAGAGCUCUCCCUGUUUCUUUCCACUCUGCUCCAGACAUUCACCUUCCAGCUGGUUGGGGAUACCAGCAAAGAGAUAGAU